Molecule: messenger RNA, 1267 nt
Organism: Oryctolagus cuniculus (rabbit)
Lineage: Eukaryota; Metazoa; Chordata; Mammalia; Lagomorpha; Leporidae
Source: RefSeq, a predicted model, not a curated record
CCGGCUGGAACAGCUUCAUAAACUUGAGGUUUAGUUGGGAUCAGUCAUCUGGUUCUUGCCAGGAGUGAAGGGAAGCUCACUUCCAGGACCUGAAACCUACACGUGGGGGAUCCCAGACACUGAGAGCCAGAAGGGAUUGCUGGCUCUGCAUGGAAGCAGGGCAGAGAAGAGUUACCUGGGUAAGGCUUGGACUGGGAGACAGGCACUGGUGUUGACAGAGGACAGGCCACCGGGUGACACUGUUCUCCACCUGCCCACCAUCUGAGAUGCUUGGUUCCUGACUUGGUUCUCAUCAAGCUCAAUCAGACAAGUCAACGCAAUGGAGAACGGAAAUGAGACGUUAAUGGCAGAUUUUAUUCUCUUGGGACUCUUCCCCCAAAUGAAAUAUGUCAGUGUCCUCAUCCACAUUAUCAUCUUGAUUUACCUGGCUUCAUUCGCUGGGAACCUCAUCCUGCUCCUCCUGAUAUGGAUGGACCUGAAGCUCCAUACCCCAAUGUACUUUCUCCUCAGCCAGCUUUCUGUUGUAGACCAGGCCCUCAUUAGCACCACUGUUCCAAAGAUGGCAAUAAACUUUUUCUCUGGAAGGAAGAACAUCACACGUCUUGCUUGUGGAACCCAGUUAUUUUUCUUCUUUGCUCUUGGGGGUGCUGAGUGCAUCUUGUUGACUUUCAUGGCCUAUGACAGUUACGUAGCUGUCUGUAACCCCCUGAGAUAUGCAGUAUUUAUGAACCAUGCAGUCUGUUUACAAAUGGCUGUGGUGUCCUGGAUAGGGGGAAUUCUAGCUUUCACAGCUCAUACUUCUUACACCAUGAGUCUGCCAACGUGUGGCUCCAGAGAGAUCCACCAUUUCUACUGUGAGAUGCCAGGGAUCAUGAAGAUCUCAUGCGCAGACACUUCCACCUAUGAACUGGUGGUCUUUGUGAUGGGCAUUGCAUUUCUAGUUAUCCCCUUUGGACUCAUUAUGUCUUCUUACACCCUCGUCUUCCUCAGUGUCCUUCGUAUGAAAUCCCCCCAAGGUAGGAACAAGGCCUUGGCUACGUGCUCCUCCAAUCUUCUAGUGGUGAGUCUUUACUUAGGACCGUGUGUUUUCAUGUCUAUGACACCGGGUUCAUCCCACACCCCUGAGCAGGAGCAGGCUGUAUCUGUAUUCUGCACUGUCCUCACACCCAUGCUAAACCCCCUUAUCUACAGCCUGAGGAACAAGGAUGUGGUAGGGGCUUUUCAGAGAGUUGUGGGGAAACAUUUGAUCUCUGAACAGAAGACAUAA